Messenger RNA from Pterocles gutturalis (yellow-throated sandgrouse), 540 nucleotides. RefSeq names its product immature colon carcinoma transcript 1 (gene MRPL58). The record is from RefSeq and is a predicted model, not a curated record. The transcript has 4 exons. NCBI's taxonomy places the organism in Eukaryota, Metazoa, Chordata, Aves, Pterocliformes, Pteroclidae. Gene Ontology annotation, cellular component: mitochondrial large ribosomal subunit. The annotation marks the transcript as partial. Gene Ontology annotation, molecular function: translation release factor activity. Gene Ontology annotation, biological process: mitochondrial translational termination.
UGCAGGGGGCUGGACCCCGAGGGACCCCACACCAAGUCACUGGCAGCCCUCAGGCUGCAGCCUGGGCUGUCCCUGUCCCGGCUGCUCGCUGCAGGACACCUGGAUGGGUCCCAGUUCAGCCGGUGCCACUCCUCUCUUCCAGAGCGCCUGACCGUGUCCUACAGCCGGAGCAGCGGCCCCGGGGGGCAGAACGUCAAUAAAGUGAAUAGCAAGGCAGAAGUUCGGUUCCACCUGGCGUCAGCAGACUGGAUCCCAGAAGCCACAAGACAAACAAUGGCAUCGAUGCACAGGAAUAAGAUAAACCGAGCGGGUGAGCUGAUUGUGAGCUCUGAAGAGAGUCGCUACCAAAUGAGGAACCUGGCGAUCUGUCUGGAAAAAAUCCGAACCAUGGUCACGGAAGCUACGGAGAAGCCCAAGGUGGUGUCCAAGGAGACAACACAGAAACUCAUAGAGAGGGUGGAAAAAAUGAACCGUGAACGCCUACGACAGAAAAAGAUACACUCAACUAUAAAACAGAGCAGGAAGGCAGACUUUGACUGA